AUUAUGUGCAUUGUGAAUUUUAAGUAAUAUCAAUCAAACUGCAGAAGGGUUGUUUUAGUUAAGUAAUCGUAACUAAAAAAGUAAACCCAGCUAACUAACACAAUAAAACAUGAUUUCCUUCUCUCCACGGCGUGUCUCUCGACAUGUCUCGCAGCUGUGCUCGUGGAUGCGGCGGGCUCAUCCUGGACACACACAAUACCUGCAUCACAUGUUUUGGUCUCCGGCAUGCUGAGGUAGAGUUCGUGGAUAUUGCCUGCCCGCACUACGAGCACAUGAGUAUCAAGGUCUUGCGGUCACGGGUGUCUGUAUUCUGUCUGAAUCUCGUCUGCUUCCCAUGGAAGUUAAUCCGUCAUCCACUGGCUCGCGGACCGUUCGUGCCCCGUCACGCUCGCCUAACCCGUCAUCACAAGUCUGCACAGAACCUCGUGCCUCUUCCGUGCACUCGGCUCGAGUGCGCGAUGAGGAUGAGCUGUCUGUCGUGGCAUCGGAGGUCGAUUUGCUGGCAUCAGACCCGGAUGAUUCACUGGAGCUCCCGCCCUCAGGUGGUUGGAAUGAACAGGAUGAGCCCAGGGUGAUUGAAAGCCACAUCAGACCCGGCGUCCGCCAUUCCAUCACUGCUGGGUCCGAGCGGGACGGUCCCUAGCCUGUCCCCUCCUCUGCCGGGCCCUUCUCAGGGCCUGGCGGCCACCCCUUCACAAAAAGAGUUUCCUCUCUCCCUGGGCUUCUUUCUCCACAGCCAGUCGCAGCCUCUCCCCAAUGUUGCAUCAUGGACCGUGGUACCGCAGCAGACCCACAGGCGUCAGCGCUCUCAAUCAGACGGCGUGUCGACCUCCGGUCCCAGCAGGCAGGCAAGUCAGCAGCGCUGCUUGCCUCCCCGGGGUCCAUCCUACGGCAAGGCAGCCACCCUGCCAGCCACCGAACCACCCCCCACAGGCACGAUGCAGCAGAUCAGUCCACUAGUCCCGCUGUCAUGGUCCCUGGAAUCCUGGCUAGCUCUUUCCACACUCUCGCGCUGGCUAGAGAGGACGAUCCGCCUCGGGCCAUGCGAUCCAGUUCUCCAGAUGCCCGCCCAUGUUCUGGGGCAUUCUGUUCACCUCUGUUCGAGGCGAGGAUGCUCCCGUUCUUCGGGCCGAGGUCGCCACCCUUCUGGCGAAAGGAGCGAUCAAGCCCGUCCCUCAGGCUGAGAUGUCCUCGGGAUCCUACAGCCCGUACUUCAUCAUCCCCAAGAAAUGUGGGGGGCUGCGCCCCAUUUUGGAUCUGCGCACCCUGAACAAGCACCUUCACAGAUAACCGUUCAGGAUGUUGAUGCAGAAGUGCUUUCUGGUGUUCAUCAGACACCAGGAUUGGUUCGUGGCAAUCGACCUGAAGGACACGUACUUUCAUGUCUUGAUUCUUCCUCGUCAUCGAUCGUUUCUGCGGUUCGCUUUCAAGGGUCAGUCAUAUCAGUACAAGGUCCUGCCCUUCGGUCUGGUCUUGCCCUUCAGUCUGGCCCUGCCCCCGCGAGUCUCAGGGAGAGAGGUGUGCAGAUUCUCAACUAUCUCGAUGACUGGCUUAUCUUGGCUCACUUGCGAGAUCUGUUGUGUACUCACAGGGACCUGGUUCUCCGGCACCUAUACCGCUUGGGCCUUCGGGUCAACUGGGACAAGAGCAAGCUCUCCCCGGUGCAGAGCAUCUCUUAUCUCGGUCUGAAACUAGACAUUGUCACCAUGAUGGUGCGUACUCCUGAACGCGCACAGUCGGUGCUGAACUACCUGACACUGUUCAGGCGGCAGUCAGGGGUCUACCUGACACUGUUCAGGCGGCAGUCAGGGGUCCCCCUGAAACUGUUUCAGAGGCUCCUGGGACACAUGGCAUCCUCGGCAGGUGUUAUCCGGCUUGGGUUGAUGCACAUGCGACCGUUUUAGCACUGGCUACAGAGUCGGGUUCCCUGGAGAGCGUGGCACACCAGCACCAAGCAUAUUCCCAUCAUGCCUCAAUGCCGUUGUACCCUAACCCCUUGGUCGUCCAUGACCUUUCUACAGACAGGAGUUCCACUUGGGCGGGUCUCGAGACACUCGAGACACAACUCGCCCAAUGCCUCCUCCUGUGAAGUCAACAGGUGGUGAAGUCUCUGCGGGCCACACACAUCCCGGGCGACCUGAACCAGACAGCCGACGUGCUCUCUCGUCAGGUCACGCUUCACGGAGAGUGGCGACUCCACCCCCACGCAGUCCAGCUUAUUUGGGAGCUGUUCGGGUAUGCACAAGUGGACCUGUUCGCCUCCCUGGACACCACCCAUUGCCUGCUUUGGUACUCCCUGACCGAGGCCCCCCUUGGCACAGAUGCCUUAGCACACAGCUGGCCGCGGGACAAGUGGAUGUACGCCUUCACCCCAGUGAGCCUCAUUGUACAGGUCCUGUACAAGGUCAGGGUAGAGGAGCAUCAAGUGCUGUUAGUUGCGCCCUACUGGCCCAACCAGACUUGGUUCUCAGACCUAGUGGCUCUGACGACAACUCCCCCUGGCCGAUUCCCCUGAUGAAGGAUCUUCUUUCUCAGGGGAUGGGCACAGUCUGGCACCAGAGACCAGACCUCUGGAACCUCCAUGUCUGGGACGAGGAGAUCCUAAGUGGCCUGCCACCUGCGGUUGCUGAGAUCUCUCAGGCUAGGGCCCCAGUCACUAGGCAUCUAUACGCCUUUAAGUGGCGCCUCUUCUUGUCCUGCUGUGCUUCUCGAGGAGAAGACCCGCAGAGAUGUGCGAUCGGAGUCAUGCUGUCCUUCCUCCAAGAGAGACUUGAAGACAAUCUCUCCCCUUCCAUGCUAAAAGUGUAUGUAGCCGCUAUUGCUGCUCAUCAUGAUCCAGUCAGUGGUAAGUCACUCAGACAGCAUGAUCUGGUCAUCAGGUUCCUUAGGGGCGCUAGGAGGCUAAAUAAACCUCAACCUCGCUCCAUACCCUCUUGGGACCUUAACGUGGUCUUUGAGGGUAUCCGAAAGCCCCCGUUCCUUACGAUGAAGACGGCUCUCCUGGUGGCGCUCUUCGGUCAAGAGGGUAGGGGACCUACAAGCACUCUCUGUGUCCAACGAGUGCUUGAAGUUCGGACCGGCUUUUUCUAACAUGAUCCUGAGACCCGGCUACGUGCCCAAGGUUCCCACCACUCCCUUCCGGGACCAGGUGGUGAACCUGCAGACGCUCCCUGUUGGGAGGAAGACUCAACCCCUUCCGUGUUGUGUCCAGUAUGCACCUCUACUUGGACCGCACACAGAGCUCUUUGUCUGCUUUGGAGGUCAGCAGAAAGGGAGGGCUGUCUCCAGACAGAGGUUGCCGCACUGGAUCGUGGAUGCCAUCCCUAUGGCUUACCGAGAGCUCACUCUACUCGAGGUGUAGCCUCCUCAUGGGCACUGGCUCAGGGUGCCUCUCUGGCAGACAUCUGCAGAGCUGCGGGUUGGGCUACACCCAAUACAUUUGCACGAUUCUACAACCUUCGUGUUCCCCUCUCGGCGAAGCACAGGCAUUCCAUCCUUCACCAAGCACUUCUCCGGCAAGGAGCCAGGUGCAGCGGCUCCCUGCCAGGCCUGGUUUCGGUAGUUUCCCUAGUCAGGUGAACCCCUUAAUCAGCGCUGCUUACCAUACUUAGUGACUCCCCCACUUGGGUGGUCCCGUAUGAUGUUUCCUCACGCUACGGUUUCCCUGUGUCCCUUGCUUUACCGGGUGGCUAUCUCGCUAUAGAGAACAGAAGGCCUCUGCCCGUACGGUCAAUGGUAAGAUCCCUCAGACUUCGUUUAACUCCUAAUAUCUUACCUUUCCCACUGGAAGGUCAUGAUUCGCUCUAGCGCUCACUGGUGACACGCUCACGCCUGUCACUGUCGCUCCACUAGAGUCUGUGACACGGCGGAAGCACUGUGGCAUUUCAUAUAGGGACCCCAUUCUGUCUCGACACAACGUCAAGAGACCGACAGAAAGGGAACAUGUGUCCUUCAAUUCAAUUCAAUUUUAUUUAUAUAGCACUUUUCACAAUGUGCAUUGUUUCAAAGCAGCUUUACUGGAGCAAAUAAGAAAAACACAGAAAGGUAAAACACAGCACAGUGCAUGGUGUUUAUAGACCAAGCAAGAUCAUUCUAAUAAAUAAUAUCUAAUAAAUAAAUGAAUAAAUAAAUUCAGUCUCCUGGUGAGCAAGCCAACACUGCCCUGCUGUGGCGAGGAACCCAAACUCCAAUGAUGAAUAAAUGGAGAAAAAAAAACCUUGGGAGAAACCAGGCUCAGCCUGGAGGGCCAGAUCUCCUCUGACGUGUCAUAGACCCUGACCAAAAGCAAACGACACCGAGAAAACGUCCACGAAGAACAGGGAGAGCCCACCAGCCGCGACCUGCCAAAACCGUGCAGGUCCAACCCGGUCCCAACCAGACAAACAGAGGAACAACCAGGGAAAAAUAGUACUGGCAUAAUUAACUUUAUUCCUCUGUUGUCCGACAUCGACCACAAAACAAGACCAACCAGACCAGACCCACACAGUCCCAACAAAUGAAACGCCCCAAACCACAACCAACAAGCCCCCCCACUCCCCACAAACACCCACCCAGCAACCUCCAAUCAAAGUCAGAGUGCAGCUAUAACUUCAAACUGCUGUCAUGUGAUGUAAGUUUAGCAUUAAAUAGCAUGUAUUGUAAAUUUAGCAAUAAUGUGACAAGUAGUCCGUCUUUGCUCUUGGUUGGGGAUGGAAUUGUCUGAGCUGGGCUGGUCAGAUGGUCGCUUUUCUCUUGGGUGGUGAUGGAAUUGCCUUGGAUGGAGCUGGGAUGGUCAGUCAGUCCGCAGGCUCUCGCAGGAGGAUGGCACAGGAUUUUCAGAUGUAGCUGGUGGGAUCUCUAGUUGGGGAUGGGCAUAUGACGUUCAUCUGGGCCUGGCGGAAUCUCUCCCUACCUCGGGAUGGGCAUCCCGAGGUGAGGGCAGAAAGAGAAUAAUUAGCGUAGCUGCUGUUCAUGAACUAUGUAUUAAGUGAAUGCUUGGCUGAAAAGAAGUGUCUUUAAUCUAGAUUUAAAUUGGGAGAGUGUGUCUGACCCUCGAAUAGUAUCGGGAAGGCUAUUCCAGAGUUUAGGUGCUACGUAUGAGAAAGCUCUACCCCCUUUGGUGGAUUUAGUUAUUCUAGGUGUUAUCAAAAGUCCGGAGUUUUGAGAUCUUAGAGAACGUGAUGGGUUGUAGUGUGGUAGAAGCUCUGUUACGUAGGUAGGGGCUAAACCGUUUAAGGCUUUAUAAGCAAUUAAAAGAACUUUAACGUCAAUACGAUACUUAAUGGGUAACCAGUGAAGGGCUGAUAACAUUGGGGUUAUGUGAUCGUAUUUUCUGGACCUGGUUAGAACUCUGGCAGCUGCAUUCUGAACUAACUGUAGUUUGUUUAUUGAUGAUGCAGGACAACCACUAAGCAGUGUAUUACAGUAGUCAAGUCUUGAGGUCACAAAUGCAUGAAUAAGCUUCUCUGCGUCAGCAACACAUAAAAUAUUUUGUAAUUUGGCAACAUUUCUAAGGUGUAAGAAGGCUGUUUUUGUGACAUUUGAGAUGUGAUUUUUAAAUGACAGGUUGCUGUCUAAUAUAGCACCUAGGUCUUUAACUGUAUUUGUUGGAGUAACAGUGCAGCCUUCAAUUUGCAGGUUAUAAUCCGAAAUAUUCUGCUCACGUGUCUUUGGUCCGAUAAGUAAUAUUUCUGUUUUAUUAGAAUUUAAAAGAAGGAAAUUCCUAUUUAUAUCUUCAAUGCACUCUGCCAAUUUGGAUAGCUGGAAGGAAUCAUCUGGUCUUGAUGAGAUAUAUAGCUGUGUAUCAUCUGCAUAACAGUGGAAGCUAAUUCCAUGUUUUCUAAUAAUGUUUCCAAGGGGCAGCAUGUAUAUGGAGAAUAGCAAGGGUCCUAAAACCGAUCCCUGGGGUAAUCCAUAAUUUACUUGCGUUAGAUUUGACGAUUCCCCAUUUAAAUGGACAAAUUGAUGUCUGUCUGAUAAGUAAGAUCUGAACCAUUGUAGUGCCUGUCCCUGAAUACCGGUAUUUGUCAAAAGCAGAUUAACAGAUUUAUUUCCUAAAGACAAUCAGACAGUAACUGGCAUGAAAUUAACUCCACAAUAGAACAGACAAUGUGGGACAACCAGGGCUUGGGGAAAAUGGCUCGAGCACUCGGCCGUAAAGACCGUAGGGGAGAGGUGACAAGGCCGGGACUUGCCUUGAGAGGUGAGCAGACCGUACGUCACAAUGACGGUGCUAGAGGGAAGUCUCCAAUAGCUUUUAAUCCGAAUGUCUCGUGUGAGUUAAAGAGUCCUCCAAGAGAAGCAUUAAUCCGAGUGUCUCGUGUGAGUUAAAGAGUCCUCCAAGAGAAGCAUUAAUCCGAGUGUCUCGUGUGAGUUAAAAGAGUCCUCCAAGAGAAGCAUUAAUCCGAGUGUCUCGUGUGAGUUAAAGAGUCCUCCAACAGAAGCAUUAAUCCGAGUGUCUCGUGUGAGUUAAAGAGUCCUCCAAGAGAAGCAUAAAUCCGAGUGUCCCGUUUGACGGUAGUGAGGCAGGGAGUCCUCAACAGAGGGGAAGACAGUCCGGCCAAAGUAGUAUGCCCGAACCUGGACCCACGGUGGUUGAAGCCAAUACCGUAGCCCUGGCGCUAGGACUCUUGGUGAGGAGAAGACCGGCAGAGAUAGUCCUCUCUUCGUGAGAGAACUUGUUCCUGCUUCCCCAGAUAGACGUGAGGUGAGGUCCGGUAGCCGUGGUCGCUGGGGUAAACAAGGCAGAAAAAUGCAGACACCCGGUUCUGGUAACAGCACUGGAGCCACACAGGACAAAUGGUGAGUACUGAGUAGCAAGACAAGAUAACAAGAUUACAAGGCAAGAUAUCACGACUAGACUGGAACAAUAUUUCCGGACAUGAUACUUAAGAUAGUCAAGACUGGCUACGCUUGUGCAGCAAACACUAACGAUCCGACACAAACUGGGAGAAGCACGAGAAAAAAGAAGAGGAGGAAAUCAGUGUGGAAUGAGAAACAGCUGGAGAGCGAGAGCGACACCAGGUGAUGCGAAGAGAGCAAAAGUGGUUAAUGAUUAGUAGACAAGAGGGGCGGGGUCAAGAACGCGGAGCUGAGCACAUGGUAAACUGUCAGGAGAGAUCUAGUGUAAACAAAACACACAGAGGACGAACAAAAACAGAAGUGCUAGACCCGACAGGUAUUAUUGUGUAAGCGAUCUAGAAGUAUUUUAUGGUCUACAGUAUCGAACGCAGCACUAAGGUCAAGCAGGACUAGGAGUGAGAUGUUACCUUUAUCUGAUGCUAUAAGCAGGUCGUUUGUUAUUUUAACGAGCGCAGUUUCAGUACUAUGAUGCGGUCUAAAGCCUACAUUUUUUUGUGUAUGUCAUUAUUUUGUAAGAAAGAGCACAACUGAGAUGGACACUACUUUUUCUAGUAUUUUAGACAGGUAAAGGAGAUUUUAAAUCGGUCUAUAGUUUCCUAGUUCAUUGGGGUCUAAGUUUGGUUUCUUGAUAAGAGGCUUAAUGACGGCCAGCUUAAAGGGUCCUGGGACAUGGCCUAGAUUAAUUGACGAGUUGAUAAUGUUAUAAAUGGGCUCUUUUAUAAUAAUAACUCUUUUAAUAAUUUAGUUGGUAUGGGGUCUAAUAAGCAAGUUGUAGGUUUAGAUGUUGCAAUAAGUUUAAUUAAAUCUUCCUGUUUUAUAUGUGAAAAACACUGUGGCCUUUCAGAUUCAAGUCACUAAUGCUUUCCUACAGGACUGUCUGUCAUGGUAUGUGGACGGAACCCAUGCGCAGGCAGUGAAAGGGUUAACAGAAAAUACUUUAAUAUACAACAACAAACACAAAACAAAACCCACGAGGGGGCAAAACCCCAAUACAAUAAAACUAAACUUGACAGAGAACAAAACACUGACUAGACUAGACUAGACUACAAAUACAAGAUGACUUGGUCACAUGCCUAAACUCGACUAAACUCCAAAAACAGGAACAAGGUAUUAGGCAAAACAAACCGCACAGGACAGAAAACACCAGGGCAUUAAAUAAGGGAACAAAUCAAGAAAGGAACAGGUGAGGGGCAUGAAACCAUAACAAGAUAAUUAACGAGGUAACGAGAGGGCGGGGACAUAGACGAAACCGGAGAGCUUGUGGCAUGCCGAACCAAGCGAUGCCUACGGUCUUCCACACAGAACACUUGGUACUGUCAUGAUCCUGCCCCAAGACUAGAAAAACUUGGCCAGAUGAGGCAGAACCAUGACACUAUCACUGGAUCUGCACCGGCAUACUUUCACACCCUCCUACACUCCUACACCCCAUCAAGAACCCUGCGUUCAGCAAAUGAGCGGCGUCUUGUUUUGCCUUCUCAAAAGGGCAGUAAAUUGCUUUCCUGCUCAUUCUCCUUCACAACUCCUUCCUGGUGGAACAUUCUUCCUAACUCAGUCCGGUCAACCACAUCUCUCACAACAUUCACAUACUCACACAACAUGCGAAUACUUGACAGACAAAUGAGAAAAAAACUAACCCUCUCUCUUUCUCUCAACAGGUAUUACUCUGGCUUUUAUGGAAACAAGUAACUUGGUAUUAGCACCUAUUUUAUUAUCGCUCCUGUCUGACAUAUCGCUUUAUUGCUCCCUGAACUCUGUGUAAGUCACUUUGGAUAAAAGCGUCUGGUAAAUGACUAAAUGUAAAUGUAAAUGUACUGUAUAUUUGAUUUGCUGACAUGAGUCACAGCUGACAUCGACCGUAUGCAAUACACUUUCAUCAGGUAAGUAGCAUAUACGGUAAAAUCAUAAAUAAAACAAAGCAGAACCCCAUCAUUUCCUUAUUUUUCUAGUGAGCUAUUAGUAAUAUCCAUCAUGUGUGGUGUAAUAUACAACUAACCAUAGUUAAAAAAUACCCCAGUAGCAUGUUUAAUGGUGCAUAAUUAUUACAAAAAUUUACACAGUGUAUGUUCAUGAUGACUUUCUCCCAGUCAUACAAUUGUUGUCUGAAAUAGGUACCCCUUAGUUUCAAAAUAAUUACUGUAUAACUAUUUUUACAUUUUCCUUACUCUUACUCCUUUAUUCCCCAAAAGUUACAUAUUUUUUCCUUUUACCUACAGAUAUGUACUGUGGAGUUACAUAAUUGUUACAAUUAGUUAUGCUGUAAUUUCUGUUUAAUUACGUGGUACAUUGCGGACCAUAAUCUAAAGCAUUACCCAUUGUUCUUUAUGCUGCGUUACAGACAACUCUCAGAUUUUGGGUAUUGCCAACCUCAAUCCCUGAAGUAAACGUAUGGAAUGGCAAACGAAGUCGGUAAUCCGACCUCUGAGCUCGUGGCAGAUCGAUCAACCCUGACUUAACCGAGACGUGUCAUUUGACGUCACGGACAAGAUGCCGACUAGCCCUUCACAACUUUAUGUGAACCAUAAACAAACUUUCAAUUAUUUUUACAACACGGAAUAUGUAUGAACAUGAACGUUAAUAUAUCCAGAAACUAUUUAUGAACAAAUGCCUAUGUUUGAAUAGCUACCAUAUAACGAUAACAUAGACUGCUGUUACGUUCUCUUGGCGUCUCAUAGUAACAUCACGUGGUAAACAUGCGAAUGUGAUACGUGGUUGACUGGAACGUAUUGAGGUCAGAAGUCAUAGGCUGUGUCCGAAAUCGCCACCUAUACAUCAUUCACUAUUCCCUACAUUAGUUCACUAUAUAGUCCACUGGGGUGGACUGAAAGUGGGUGAAAACGAAUGAGUCAAUUCAGACACUCUGAAGCGCUGCGGGCGCCAUUUUCUGCCAAGACACGGGAAUUAAUUCAGUGCGAGCCUCACGAUAGAUGGUUAGCAGCUAGCCGUGAGUGUACAUCGCUUGUACAUUUGUUAUUAUGAUGCAUCGGGGAUUGAAUGAGUGCACUCAAUAAUGUCCACUAUGAAUUCGGACACCACUAAAAAUGGAUGUCCCCUCAAAAAGUGCACUAUAUUAGUGUAUAGGGGGCUAUUUCGGACACAGCCCUAUAAUUUACGACAUAAAAUCAGAUUUGUCUGGAACAGCAUUAGCACCACCUGGCUUACCGGAGUGAAAUAGAUAUGGUGACAAAUUUGAUAUGAAAGCUAGUUUUUUUAAAGACCUUUAGAAUGAGGAAUAUGUAACAUAAGCCCCAUUCGCAGGGCAUUAGUAUUAUCUCGGGACCUCGUGUGAUUUAGAAAUAUUGUCUCCACAUCUGUAUUUCAUGUGCGGAGCACUCGCUGUUGGGUCUCGGGUCUAGCACUCUCUGUUUUGUCUGUCUUGUCCUCUGUCUUUGUUGUGUUGGGCACGUGACUGUUUUGACAGCUCGCCACGUGCUCAGAGUCCGCAUGCUUCACCUCGCCCCUCUCGUUACCUUGUUAAUCUAUUCAUUUGUUUUUUACUCGUUUCACCUGGGUCUCCUCACGAUUCUCCUCGUUCCCGGCUGGUUCCUUAUUUUCUGUUUUGAUCUACCUCCCUUUCUAUGCAUGUUUUCACUUGUCCUGUGUCAGACCUUUAGAGUGUAUACCCUUCCGGAUUGACCAUUUAUAUUAAUCUUGCCUAGUCUAGUCUUGCUAGUAUUUUGGUCUUGUAGCUCACCUCACCUUGUCUUGACUCCAGAGUUUAGUACACUCCUUGGUGUCUGCCUCUCUUUACCAUUGUCUACCCAGCGACGGCCUCUCCAGUCUCGUGUGGUUCCUGCCAAGUGGAUUUAUUCCAGUUUCGAGUGUUUCCUGUCAAGUGGAUUUAUUCCAGUUUCAAGUGUUUCCUGCCAAGGGGAUUUAUUCCAGUUUCGAGUGUUUCCUGCCAAGUGGAUUUAUUCCCGUUCCAAGUGUUUCCUGCCGGGUGGAUUAUUCCAGUUUUGAGUGAUUCCUGUCAAGUGGAUUUAUUCCAGUUUUGAGUGGGAUCUGUCAAGUGGAUUUAUUCCCGUUUCGAGUGUGUCCUGCCAAGUGGAUUUAUUCCCGUUCCAAGUGUUUCCUGCCGGGUGGAUUAUUCCAGUUUUGAGUGAUUCCUGUCAAGUGGAUUUAUUCCAGUUUUGAGUGGGAUCUGUCAAGUGGAUUCAUUCCCGUUUCGAGUGUGUCCUGCCAAGUGGAUUUAUUCCAGUUUCGAGUGGUAUCCGCCCCACGAAUCAUUCAGGCAUCUAGUGGAUUUUGGCUUUGGGAUUUCCCCUCUGGGGUUUUGCGAACUUUCAUCACAGCGGACUGCCUCUUCAGUCUGCUGUCCCCAGUGCUCGUUUUGUGGUGCUCGUUUCGUGGUGCUCGUUUCAGUCUAGCCAUAGGCUCAUAGGACUGUGGAUUAACCCCCGUUUGUCACUUCGAGAUUUUGGUCCCUCAAGGGCCAACGGACUCAACUGCCUUUUUCCUCUGGAAAACUCCUCAACUCCAACUUUUCCUUUUCCCAUACCUUACCACCGGCCGAGCUUGAGCCAUUUUUCUUGUUGUGUUUCCCCUGGACAUUGCUCUGUUUCGCGGUGUUAGUCAGGAUUCUCCGCUCCAGUGGGCUGUUUUGGGGUUUGUCUGUGACUUUCAGUAAACCUGUCUGAACCCUGCACUUGACUCUUGAGUAUUCGUGACACUCGCACAGGCUAAGUGAAGCCUGAGAUUUUACUCAAAUUUACGGACUUAUUUCCCGAGUAUGAUGGCAAGGCUUUGCGUAUAGUUUGUACAUAUGUAGUUGUAUGGUAUAUAACGAUAUUACCGUACCUGUCAGCAUUUGAGACCCGGAAUCGCAUUCUGGGGUCCCCCUCUGUCCAUUGGUGAUCGCGUUACGGGAGUCUUUGCCAAAACAGCAGUGAUGGCAGGUAGAAGGCUUUCUGGAAAAGGAACAUAUGUGAAGCAUCAAGGCUCAAUGGGUUUUGCCUUGCAUUGCGGGAAUUUUAAAUUUUUAGGUAAGGAACGUUUCAGUGCAUUAGAAAGAUUUUGUGAAUGGGACUCCCUGACAAAGCCAUGGGAGAGGCUUUCAACGGCUCUGACUACACCUUAAUCACUUUUACCAGAAAACACUAAAAAUGUUUUCCUCUUUUUAAGCAAUAUACGGGCAUCUUUAACUAGAGGUCUAAUUUAUAUUCUGUUGGACUUCCUUCUUGAUUGUUAAUAUAUUCCAUUUAUGUUAUAAAAACGUCUUGGUUACGGAUGUAACCUCAGUUCCCUGAUGGAGGGAACGAGACGUUGUGUCGAGCCGACAGAUGGGGUUCUCCUUGAGAACCAAUCGCUUCCGACUUCUUUAGAAAAGGCCAAUGAAAUUGGCGUAUGAAAUUUGCGUGCCGGACUUCGCCCCCGGAUAUACGGGUAUGAAAGGGCGACGGCGUGCUGCAUUCAUUCACCUUUGUUCUGAGGAGCCUGAGAACCUCUCACGACUGCUGCAGCGGGCAGCACGUGUUUUGGCAUAAAGGACACAAUGUCUUGUUCCCUCCAUCAGGGAACUGAGGUUACAUCCGUAACCAAGAAGUUCCCUUUCUGUCAGUCUCUCGACGUUGUGUCGAGCCGACAGAUGGGGUUCCUAUGGAAAACGCCACAACGCUGUGCCCUGUCACAAUGUCUAGCGAAGCGACGGUGACUGGCCUGUGCGUGUCAGCUGUGAACGCUACCAAGAAAUUGUAACCUACCAGUGGGUAGGUAGGGGGUCCCAGAGCUUUUCUUGAAAGGUGGGAAGGCCCCUGCCUUCGGCCUCACAGGCGGCGGCCUUGUUUCUCUAACAGCAAGAAGCCGCCCGCUACCAUAAAGGCCACUGGGUAAGCGCUACUUCCUCAAAUGGGGGAUGCGCUACAGAGACCACUUCCUACCGUAGGGAGGAGAUUAGUGGAGAUAUCAACAUGGUCUCACCGUUUAGGGGAGAAGUCAUGAGAAAAAAUGUGCGGACUGAAGGAGUUAACCGCAAGGUGGAGGUCCACCUAGGGAAGGUCAUGGGUUGCCAAGGUGGGAACCAAUUAUGAGGAUGCAUCAGACGGAACCGCCCCGAUGGGGGGUUACAACGUCCGGUAGCACUAGGUCUGGUUAGAGCUAUGUUGUGGAUAACUCAGAUGGUAUCCGGCCUAAGGGGCAGGGCUGCUGUGCCCAGCCCGGAGGUCCUUGCUUAGUGAUGGAUGGAGUGCCUGUUCUUCACCCAGUGGGGAAAGAAGGGAGGCUGAAUUAGGCUGAAUGGUACUGUCGUAGGCGUACACCCUACGGGCUGCCGGUCCUACAUGUUGCCAUGCAGGACGCGGGCUGAUACUGGUUCUACGCAGAGGUUGUAGAACCUCGCGAAGGUGUUGGGUGUAGCCCAACCCGCAGCUCUGCAUAUGUCUGCAGAUGUCUGCCAGCUCUGCGGCCCGCGCAAGUGCCCACGAGGAGGCUAUACCCUGGGUGGAGUGAGCUCUCACUGCUAAUGGGCACGGGCGGUCUUGGGAUAGGUAUGCCGUCGUGACAGCGUCCACAAUCCAGUGUGCCAACUUCUGUUUGGAGACAGCCCUCCCCUUUUGCUGACCUCCAAAACAGACAAAGAGCUGAUCAGAGCUCCUGAAGCUCUGCAUGCGGUCUAAGUAGAGGCGCAGCGUGUGUACUGGACACAACACAUACGGGGUUGGGUCUUCCUCCCCGGUGGGGAGCGCCUGUAAGUUCACCACCUGGUCCCGAAAAGGAGUGGUGGGAACUUUGGGCACGUAGCCAGGCCAAGGUCUCAGGAUAACGUGAGAAUCACUGGGCCCGAAUUGUAGGCAAUCAGGGGACACGGAGAAUGCUUGUAGGUCCCCUACCCUCUUGAUGGAGGCGAGCGCCAUCAGGAGAACCGUCUUCAUCGUGAGAUGAGAAAGAGCGGAAUCUCCUAGGGGCUCGAAGGGGGGCCUGCUGAGGCCCAACAGGACCACAUCAAGGUCCCAAGAGGGUAUGGAGUGCGGAUGAGGCGGAUUCCGCCUUCUCGCGCCCCUUAGAAACCUGAUGACCAGGUCGUGCUGUCCUAGAGACUUUCCAGCAACUCGUUCCAGAAACUGGCUCUGCCGGUUUGCCUGCCUGGCGAUGCAGCUCCACGCACCGUCGAUUUGAGAGUGCUGAGGGCUGCAAUGUAUAUUCGAUGUUGCAUCUCGCCAAGACGCAACGUCGAGUUGCCGAACACCGUCUUGCAGAGGGUGAGAGUGGCUGUGAGAAACACGCAGGGAGAUUGGAAACUCUUUUUGUGAGGAAGUGGGCUGAUGUUGGGACGGGGCAGGAACCGCCCCGGCUCGACCGACCAACGAUGGAAUGGCUGGGGUCAAGCCCAAUGGUGUUAACCUCCCUGGGGUCUUCCCGUCAGGGUCACUUCUUCCGCGAUGGUUGCUGACGGGGUGGCGGUCUCCUCUUCGACGUCCUCUUCCGGGGGGCUGCCUGUGUAGGGAGCGCCGAAGCUGGCGUUGGAGAGGGCCGGGGCUGCCGGGAUCUCGAAGUCGAGAUCACGGCGGGGUAGGUCUGCUUCUUCACUGUCGAGAACUGCUGUGAGAAGUCCUCGACAGUGUUGCCAAACAGCCCACCUUGCGUGAUGGGCGCGUCGAGAAAGCUGACUUUCUCGGCGUCGCUCAUCUGCGCCAGGUUAAGCCAGAGAUGCCUCUCCUGGACCACAAGUGUGGACAUCGCCUGACCCAGGGCCCGCGUGGUCUCCUUGGUCGCCUGUAGGGCGAGGUCGGUGGCGGUGCGGAGUUCCUGCGUUAACCCUGGGUUGGUCUUACCCUCGUGGAUCUCUUUCAACGCCUUGGCCUGGUGGACCUGCAGGAUGGCCAUGGCGUGGAGAGAGGAGGCAGCUUGGCCUGCAGCAGUGUAGGCCUUCGACACCAGAGAUGCCGAAGUCCUACAUGCCUUGGACGGGAGUUUCGGUUGACCUCUACAGGUGGCCGCCGUCUGCGGGCACAGGUGCACCGCGACUGCACGUUCCACCUGGGGUACGUCGACGUAGCCACUAGCUGCCCCAUCAUCGAGGGAAGAAAGGGCGGCGGAACUGGUUUGACGUGUAUGAGCCGAGAAAGGGGCGUUCCACGUCUUCGUCAGUUCCUCAUGCACCUCCGGGAAGAAUGGAACCGGGGUUGGGCGCGGCUUGGAGUCACGCUCAGAGCCCAGGAACUAUGUGUCCAGCCGUGAGCGCUGGGGAAGAGGCGGUGCAGUGCAAAGCAGCGCAAUGCUUACGGCGGCCCGGGAAAGCAUGGCCGACAUCUCAAAAUCCGCUUCUUCCUGAGCUCGACCCCCCGUGCGGGGGAGCUGCAAGGAAUUGUCUGGAUCGGAUGCUAGCAGAUCGCCCUCCAUUGCUGCGAUUGACAUCUUAUCAUCUUCAUGCACUGUUUCCGAUUGCGUGAAUGAGGAUCCAGACGGUGUGGCACCACCUUCUUGGGAACGGUCAGACGAGCGAGAUGGGGUGUGAGUGGUCCGCGAGCGCUUGGCUGACGGAUUUACGCUCGCAAUAGCCCCCAUAUCACCCUUGCCGUUCGCCUUGGAGGACGGUAUGGCCUUAGCCAUUUUCGUCAUGGCCUGGGAAGCAUGCGAGGUGGUGGCUCAUUCUCGAGAGAAGGCAGCCACCCGUGACCACAACGUCUGAAUGACCAUCUGCCCGCAGUGCGGACAAGAUGUAUCAACGAAGGCUGCCUCAGCGUGCUGGAGACCCAAACACUUGAGGCAGACAUCGUGUCCGUCCCCCUCCUCGAUGAGGGUAUCACACCCACGAGAACAGCGGGACAUGCCACGCUGGAGAAAUAAACUCUUUUAGAAGUCUCGAACACCUCUGAAACUGCCGAGAAGCCCAGGGGAAGUCGCCGCAGGCCGGGACGGCCAGUCCGCUGCACCACGUCAUAGAAACCUGCAUCUGUAGUUGCUAUCUUGUAGCGAAGUCUGUUGAUCAUGAGCGAAGGCUCCGAAGAACAAAAGGUGAAUGAGUGCAGCACGCCGUCUUCCUUUUAUACCCGGAUAUCCGGGGGCGGAGUCCGGCAUGCAAAUUUCAUUGGCCUUUUCUAAAGAAGUCGGAAGCGAUUGGUUCUCAAGGACGAACCCCAUCUGUCGGCUCGACACAACAUCGAGAGACCGACAGAAAGGGAACAGUUGCUGGCAGGCCACUGUAAAUGCAUUGGCCAGUUGUUAUUUUAGAUUAUAUAUUAUUAUUACAUUUCAAUUACAGUUUUUAAAUUGUACACUUAAACGCAAAUCAAAAUUGAUCAUGUCUUUUCUUCUCUUAUGAUUCUGUCAAAUGCAGGCUCUUUAGAGUUAAUAGCAUUUUUGACUAGAUGAAAUUGUCAUACACAUGUUUUAAAAUGUCCUGUAAAAGACUGGGAAAAAAUCAAUGAUUUAAUCUAAAAUAAUAUAUUUAAAAUGGACACAUGACAUACCUUAUUACGCUGUGAGAUAAGAUUCCCUGUAUCUUUGCGUGUGUAGCACUUCCUUAAAAUGCCACAAAUUCAUCUGAAAUUUGAGUAAGUUACUGGUUUCGUUUUACAUUCGUGGGAGUGAGAGAAAGAGAGGGAGAGAGAGUUUGUGGAAAAACUGCCGUUCGAGUGAUUGCUACAAGUGUCUACACACCCACACAGACACUGACUGCAGUUGUGAGUACUGUAUGGCGGGGGUUCCCAAAGUAGGGUUCGGGACCCCCGGGGGGUCGCAAGAUGAUUUCCAGAAUUUUUUUUUUAUUAUUUAGGAAUAGUGUAGGCCUAUUUAAUCAAUGAGUGUAUGUGAUUACGUCACAUUAGCGACCGCAUUAGGUUAGGUGCAGCAGGUCAAUUUACCAUUAAUGCACCCAGAUUAUUUUUCAGGUUUUAAGUUUAGGAUAUUUGUAUUUGUCGAAAUGAAACUUUGGUUAAUAUCGACCAAAGACAAUGCAGGGAGGCCAGCGGAGGGGGGCAGAGAAGCGCUGCAGUCAGAAAGGCCAUCGUCCUCAGGUACGAAAAGAGGCCGGUGUUUGCAUAAAGAGGACAUCCGUCAGCACUCGAAUCAGUUUGAUGAAAUUUGACCAUCUGUAGUAGUUCAGGGUUUAUGUAUAACAACAAGUAAAAUGAUGAGUAAAUAGCCUAAGUCUUAUCCUACUUAUGUUACUGUGUUCGGUUGUGUUGUCAUUAUGCGCAUGUUUGGCUAGACCUAAUAAAUGCACGUGCGCAGCUGCGCGCAAUGUUUGUACUUUACCCACCUCUGAGGAUAGGGGGGGUCUCGAGUCCCUGGCAUUGUUAUUUUGGGGGUCUCGGGCUGAAAAGUUUGGAAACCCCUGCUGUAUUGGAGCAUGCAUGUACAGUAAGGAUGAACAAAAGAAAAUGUUAUGACCUUUUGUGUCAAUGCUAUUUGAGCUUCCGUUAUAAUUAUUAAAUUAUUUUCCUAGAUUGUCUUUCUUUGUAAGAAUUAAGUGUACUCUUGCUAAAUGACUGUAAAUUGCUUGUAAGUGACUUAAAUCCUUUGUAGUCAGAGACACAACUGACUAGCGAUGCUUAGAUAUAACAUCCAUUGAUGUUAUAAAGAUGCGUAUAAGAUUGAUUUUAUCGAAGGUUGCAUUGUCAGGACCGCAACUCAGUGCUCAGAAUAGUUUUUGUAACAUUGCACGUAAUUCAAGAUGGACAACAAUCAGAGAUGUCUGUGCUUUAUUUCUUUAAAGUUACAUACAAUUUUGAUGCCUUGAAGUGUGCAGCAAAGUUACUAACGUUAGUUGUAAAGUCACAUAACAUAGCUUCUUAUAGACUUGUGCAAAACAAACUGUAACCUGUUUGCUUUUUGUUUAUUGAAACUAUAGCAUGAUUCUGGCAUCGACAAUGUGACAAUGAUCGUAAUAAUUUUAGCCAGCACAUUUAAAAGAACACUAUCGACUGGUGCCCCAGAACUGUCCGUUGCUAACAUUCUUCCAAAUAUCUUUCUUUGUUUUCAACUGAACACAAGAAGUGUUUACAGGUUUGGAACAGCUUGAGGAUGAGUAAUUAAUGACAGAAUUCUAAUUUUUGAAGGAGUAUCUCCAAAUAUGUAUACAAAUAACAAAGCAAAUGUGAUAAAAAAUUGUGUUGAAUUGAACAAGUAGCAACAUUUUUUUUCAGUGUGUGCUUGACCUGUUUUUCUUUUUUAGAAUUUACUGUUGCGACCAGCAUGUGUUGCCAUUAGUUUAUUUAUGGAUGUGGGCUUCUAAUGAAUCGCUUGACGCAAAAGAUGGUCACCUGUCGCCACCUGCAGGCGUGCAAAUGUAACUUCUCUCGUGCUAGCAGGUGUUAAAGAGAUAACUAAAAAUAUAAAUGAUGUCUUAACUCACCCUCAAGUUGUUUUAAACCUGCAUACACUUACACAAAAUAUAUUGUAACCAAACACACUUAAAAACACUUUCUUACAUGUAUUUCUGUUAAGCUCUA
Triplophysa rosa is the source of this 18224-nucleotide messenger RNA. RefSeq lists its product as uncharacterized. The record is from RefSeq and is a predicted model, not a curated record. The transcript has 2 exons. The coding region runs from base 2074 to 3090 and encodes 338 amino acids. NCBI's taxonomy places the organism in Eukaryota, Metazoa, Chordata, Actinopteri, Cypriniformes, Nemacheilidae.